GAGGGGAUCAACGCUGUCAAAAGCGUCUGAAACUGGAAUAUAGAGCCAGUAAUCAAAGCAGCAUCAUUGCUACUUGUACAGAGAACAUAUGGAUCUCGGCUCUUUCCUAAUUGUCAUAAUUGGGUAGGGGUGGGCGGGUGUUCUCCUCUAGUCCCUGUAGGAAAUAGCCCCUCGUUUGUUCCAAAGGACAACCAACUCCUUCUGUUCAGAAUGGCGGCAGGUGUGGACGCAACUCAUCUUUUUUUCGUACGACUGCAACUGUAACCGCGGAAACAGCUGCUGCUAUUUGUGCCCCUGCCGUCACCCACCGGAAGAGGUCGAAAGAAGCGGUAGAAGAGAGUCCUCCUGCGGCAUAAAGAGGCUAACCUUGGACGUGCGCUGCAUCUUCUCCGGCAAUGAGCGGCGGCGAGGAGGAAGAGUUCAAACCUUCGGCGCUGGGCACCAAAGAACACUGGGAUGCAGCAUAUGAACGAGAACUGCAUAAUUUUAAAGAAAGUGGUGAUACUGGGGACAUUUGGUUUGGUGAAGAGAGCAUGACUCGUAUAAUUAGAUGGCUAGAGAAACAAAAGAUACCCCUGGACAGUUCUGUGCUUGACAUUGGAACAGGAAACGGCAUUUUGCUGGUUGAAUUGGGUAAAUCUGGUUAUACCAAUCUUACAGGAGUUGACUACUCUCCUUCUGCAGUGCAACUUUCAAAAAAUAUAAUGGAAAAAGAAGGGCUGCCUUAUAUUAAGUUGCUGGUAGAAGACAUUUUAAAUCCUUCGGAUGAAUUACCAACUUUUCAGAUCUGCAUUGAUAAAGGGACUUUUGAUGCUAUCAGUCUGAACUCAGAUGGUGCAGCAGAGAAAAGGAAACAGUAUGUUAAAUCCCUGCAGAGGGUGUUGAGAUCCAAUGGCUUUUUCCUUAUAACGUCUUGUAACUGGACUAAAGAAGAGCUGUGCAAACAAUUUGAAGAAGGGUUUCUACUUCUGGAGGAACUGCCAACACCAACCUUCUGUUUUGGAGGAAGAACUGGAAAUAGUGUGACUGCCUUGGUUUUACAAAAAACAUAGUCAUCUAUUUUUGAUAAACUUUGGGAUGAAGAUCUCCUUUUGUGAAUUUUGGAUUUUACCACACAACUCGAUUAAAAAGUGAAAUCCAAAUUGUAGAAAUUUGACAGCUGUCUAUAUGUUUGGUUUCUUUGAAGUAAAUUUUGUUACAGGUGUAUAAUUUUCAAGAUUAAAUUGGCAUGAUAAUUAAAUAGUGUAUUUUCUCUUGGAAAUACAAGAUAUUUAAUUGUGGGAAAUGGGAGUUUAGAAUGUUGGCUAUAUAUAAAUCCUGUAAAGGAAUUGGUUUAUCAUUUUAGCUGGUGAUGCAAUUCCUUAAGAUAAAACAGUUCCUUAAGACAAUUUAAUUACAAAUGUGCUAGGUUGCUUGAUAUAACUUGUUAGAUAACUGAAUAUUUUUUAAAAAAUGAAUUGAAGCUGUAGGUAUAACUUGUUACCUAAAGGAUGGAAAAAUGGUUCUGUUCCAAUAGGUAAAGUAAGUGUCUUCAAAACAAUAUAAACAUAUUCCUAUCAUAGUAACUUGUAAGAAAUAAAGGGGGAAUAAGAAGACCAAACUGAGAAAAACUCUAUACAGAUGAUUGUAUAUUAAAUGUACCUAAGUACCAUUUCAGGAGAUCGUUUUAAAAGAGAGAUGGGUCAAGCAUCAUCCGAUCCUAGUUAGGCAAAUGAGGACUUCAGUGUUUCUCUCUGAGGCAGCCAGCUGGAAUGGUUGCCUGACACAGGUGGCUCAUAGCUUCAGUAUAUGCAGAAGACUGAUUAGCACCACAUAAUAGCAUUAAUGCUAGUUUUCUUUCUUUUCUUUUUUUCCCAUUGGUUUCAGAGAAAUCAGAAAUUGAAGUCUUAAACAUGUUUGUGGCACAUUUGUAAAUUAAAUUUUAUGAGGAUAUUAGUUGCACAGUGCAUACUUUUAACUGCUUUCUUUUCAAUACUUGAUGUGUCUUCAUUGGUUUGCACAGCUUAGUUUCUAGCAUUAAAAAAUAUUCAGUAUGAAUAACAGAUGCUUCAAGACAGUCUUUACAAUGGCAUUUGGACUGUUUCUUAUCUGUCAGCAAGGAUCUAAUUGUGGAAUGAAGGACCAAUAGUGAAAAACAGCUUCUUUGGAAAUUUAUGAGAUAUUCAAUUUUAAUUUCAGAAAACUAACAAUGAAUACAUGUAUCCACAUCUGACAACCCUGGAAAUAUUUUAUUAAUUUUUUGCAAGCUUUUAAUGUUGUUGAGAUGAUACAAAUAGUGUGAGGGAGUGAAGCUUUUUUUUUCCUCCCUCAGGUCCAAACAAACAUUGUAGAGGGUAAGGGAGAUGACUUUGACAGAGAUAUACAGGUGCUGUUGCCUAGGCAAAAGGGGCUAAAGCAUUUUUUAAGUUCAGAAUGUCCAGAUAACAUUCAAAAGCGGCUUGGAUAGACACUUCCCUAACUCACUGAACUAUGAGAAGGAAGAGGAAGUACAGCACAAUCAGACUUGCAAGAAUCUGUUAUUAUAGCCAAUCUCAGUAAAAGUAGUUGUAGCCAUCCUGUGGAGCUGAUUUCAUGUCAGUGAGGCUGACAAUCAUAUAUAUUUUCAAAUUGUUUUCAGUAAGGUACUUUAGUUAUGCAAGAAGGCAGUCUAUCAUAUUAGUACAGAAUGCAACUGUACUCUGCCUACUCAAUUAGUAUAUUUUAAUUUCAUCUGAAGUAUGAGAAUUGUAGGAAUUUCUUCUACUACCUUAUUCUAUCCUACAAUUCUCUGUACUAACCUCUGUUCUGGGUUCACUUUACAACAUCCAAAGUAGAAAUUCUGUGUCACCCCAGUUUGUUUGGAUAACUUACUAUGUGUUAGGAAUGGUUCACAGGCCAGAGUUCACUCUCUCAAAUAAGUUCUGUUUGUUUUUGCUGAAUAUAAAUAUUUACCACACUAAGGAGAAUAACUGAUGAGUGUUUCAUACUGUGUUAUGUGAAUUAUUUCUUAGAAAAUGCUCAGACCACCUCCAAUGUAUUAUUUAUUUAUUUAUUUAAAAGAUUUGUAUGGUCACCCAUCUUAAAACAACUCUGGGUGGCCUGUAAUAAUUUGUAUUUUAAGGACUUGUUCCAGGAAACAUAUUUGUUCCUUGGAUAGUCUCCAUCUUCCAUAACUACUGGGUAAGUAUCACCUGCUCUCUAAAUACCCUAUUACUUUGAAAUGUCAGCUGUACAGAAUGGCACUACACUAUUAUUAGCCUCUAGAGGAAAUGUUGAGGAUGAUACUCGGCAUUUCUGUAGGAAUUAUUUGUACUUGAAUAUUUUGUAUUCAGGACUUGAAUACUUGUUUUUGAAUAUUUUUGUAAACAACACUUGGGUACAAUUGUUUUGAUCCAUACUUUAGCUCCUGUUCCUAUCCUCCUCAUUCUUCAGCUGUAGAAAAAUACAUACCUGGCUUGAAAAAGCCAUAGCACUUUCUUUUAAUAAAAAUAUCCUUUUCAUUUACAAAUUGUUUAACUUUGGCCAAUGUUUCAAGGUAUUUAUUAUCACUGUUGUAUAACACUGCUGUAUGCAUGCAAUCUAGAGAAAUUUUAAAUGAAAGGUUUGGCAGUAAGAUGUAUAAUUUCCUUUUUCCUUUUUAUUUUUCUGGAUUGUGAAAUAGCUUCUCAUAUUAUCAUGAUGCAAAUCAACAGGCUUGCUGUGUUAAAUGUCACAAGUGAGCACUUGUGCACUGAGGACAUUCUCAAUAUUUAUUUAUUUAUUUAUUUAUUUAUUUG
Messenger RNA from Python bivittatus (Burmese python), 3755 nucleotides. RefSeq names its product EEF1A lysine methyltransferase 2 (gene EEF1AKMT2). The record is from RefSeq and is a predicted model, not a curated record. Gene Ontology annotation, molecular function: protein-lysine N-methyltransferase activity. Gene Ontology annotation, cellular component: cytoplasm. NCBI's taxonomy places the organism in Eukaryota, Metazoa, Chordata, Lepidosauria, Squamata, Pythonidae.